This is a messenger RNA of Saccostrea cuccullata (small rock oyster), 2912 nucleotides long. RefSeq lists its product as uncharacterized. Lineage: Eukaryota; Metazoa; Mollusca; Bivalvia; Ostreida; Ostreidae. Bases 275 to 2296 code for a protein of 673 amino acids. The transcript is spliced from 2 exons. The record is from RefSeq and is a predicted model, not a curated record.
GUAUGUAGCUCUUUUGUGAAUGGUUUGGUCCACAGUUCCGUAAAGACCACGUGACCAAUAUGCAUAUUAUCAUAUCUCACAUGUAACAAGCGUGAAAUCUUACAAACACUGCACAGCUUCUUCGCAUUAUGUUGGAAAAUAGUUAAUUACUUCAAUGGAUAAUUAAGAAACAAUGGUGUGACUUCCUUCUCUGUCUAAAUUGGGGAUUUUACUGUGUUUUGGGAUUAAAACGUUUUAGUAAUACUUUUUCUUUCUACUUGGAAUAUGCGCUAAAAUGAGAUUGCUAGUCUUCCUUAGUUUGGCUGUUUUUUGUACAGCCGGGACUCUCCCCAGUGCGGAUUUUGACAGAUCGUUUGUGAAGUACAUGUCAGACAAUGGCUACAAAGGGGGACAGGUGGGGGUAAUGAUUCAGGACAGAUUAGCGUUUGCUAAAGGUUACGGUAAAAACCACGAGCAUCAGGAUAUCUACGUCCACAACCUGAUUCCGGUCGGUUCCUUCUCCAAGGCGUUCACGGCAGUGACGAUCCUGAAGCUGGUGGAAGACGGACAACUUGACAUUAACGCUAAAGUGUUCGGAAAAGACGGGCUGCUUCACGUGAUCAAACCCUGGAACAAGGCGACGGUGGAUCGGCGGAUCUACGACAUUACCGUGGACCACUUACUCCGACACACCGGGGGAUGGGAUUACACCAAGUCCAAACUGAUGGAACCGCUUCUGAAUUCCGCUCUUAUAGCAAACGGCUACAACGUAGAAAACAUCUCUGCAGAAAUGAACGUUCCAGAGCUCAAAACCCCCAUCGAUGUCAUUCGGUUUAUGAUGUCCAAACCCCUUGAUUUUACCCCAGGUACACGCUCAGCUGUGUCAAACCUUGGGUACGCUAUUCUAGGACAAAUCAUCGAAAUGAUAACGGAUUUUGAUUAUGACGAAUACGUCAAAAAGCACGUAAUGAUUCCGUGUGGAAUGAUGUACACGAAAAUUGGACGACCACAUGUCUUCACAAAGACACGUGACACAAACGAACCGCUAAUGAGUGACGUCACAAAAGUGAGCCCCGAGUUCGUUGGACCCGCAUUGGGAUGGGAAUCGAACAUGUAUGACAUCAUGAGAUUUUCUUCUUGUUUGGAUGGGUCAGGAGACUUCAAGCUUUUGUCUGAUAAAUCUCUCAAGUCCUUAAUGGCAAAACCUUCUGCAGCCCCAGUUCAACACAGCAGUACCUGGAUCGGGGCUGGAUUCAGUGUUAACAGUCGCGGCGCUAUCUGGAUGGAGGGGGAAUUCUUCACGGAUGAUUUGUUGUUCUUCCAUCAUGGUCCUCUAGUCAAGGAUGCACAGCAGCAGAAUUCUGAUACAACGACCCCUACAGCAUAUGCUGCUUUCUUCACGGGUCAGAUGUUCACACCUUUAAAAAGUGGAAUUCAUGGCCUUGUGAAAGCAGAGAACACAUGGUCUGCCGAAAAUAAGUUUCUUGAUGACUUGGCUGACGUAAAAACAAAAUCCGGGAAAAUAGAACAAGUAAUAAAAUAUAAACUGGAAGAACACCAUCUCCAAGGUUAUACUCGCGCUCUGUCCCUCCUUCGUUACGACAUCAAGUGGAUAAAUGGUUUUUCGUACCUGAAGAAUACAUACUUUGUCGUUAUUGCUCAGAAAUCAGACAAGCCACUCUUCGAUAAAGUUGUCAUUACACCAGGACUGACGGAAUCAAGCUUAACCCAACAUAAAUUACACCUGGAGAAAUCAGGUUUCAACUUAACGUACAUGCAAAACUAUAUGUCGCAUUCCCACCGUGGUUCCGUUUUCUUGGCAAUCUUUCGGAAAAAUUCCUACAAAAAUUCGACAGUCAUACGAUACGGUGUUCAGCAUUACACACAGUCGUACAAAAAACUGAUCGAGCUUUACUCCGAGCAAGGCUACAUUCCAACAUCGCAGUCGCUGAUGUACAAUGGCGUGGAUGGCCUUGUAAGCUUUAUUCUCCAAGAGGACGAGGACAGGAAAUCCCAAAAAGAUUAUCGAUCUUAUGAAGACAUCCCGCAGUCACGACUCUAUAAACUGGUCAACAGGAACGCCAGGUACAAGAGGAAACUAGUUUACUUAGACGAAGCAGACUACUUCGGAAAACCCCAAUUUUCAGCAGUAUUUGUUAAUGAUAAAGUGAAUUCGAUGCUAUUCAAUUCCAAACUAUCUGUAAAAGACAUGACAAAACUUAUAAAGCGAGAGGAGAUGUACGGCAAACUGCCUCGUAUUGUUGUCGCAUAUGAAGACAAAGGUUCUCUGUGGUAUGCAGUGUUUCUUGAGAGAUGAACCAGACAUAAAACUUGAAUGGUUACAAUAACUAUGAAACAGAAAGCCUAUUUUGAAGUGUAGCGAAAUUCUUGCUACAAAAAUUAAAAAACGUUGAUAUUAUUGUAAAUAAGAUGGAAUCAAAGCACAGCGUGAUACUAGUACUGUUGGGCAUAUUUUCGCGCACACCAUAUUGUUAAGGUGGCAAAGUGGCCCACCGGAACUAGGUUAACCAUUAGCCUAACCAUAGGCUAUAUCAUCCGCCCUUUAAACGAGGAAAGUCACUCUUCCCAAGUUUAGGCUUAAGUCUACAGUCUUAGGGAAAUCAUACAAUUUUUCAAAGGAUUCUUAACAUAUAAUGGCGUGUUUUUAUUUUGUAUUUAUUGAUAUUGAUCGACAGAUGCUUCUUACAUGCUUAUAAAAACAUUUUAUGUCUCUCCUGUCAAAAAAAUACUUCUACGUGAGUACUGUGUAGUUGUGUACAGGGAUUCACCUUCAUUAUCCAGUUGAAUAUUUUACUGGAAUGGAUCAUUGAUACGUAAUUUAAUUUUCAUAAUAUAUUUGUAAAGGCGAUAAUUGACAGACGCAGCUUCCUUUGUAUCUCUGUUUAGUUUAAUAUACAUGUGUUACAGAAAAA